AAAUGGCUGCCCUCAUAACCUGGCGUGGGCCAACUUGUUUUUCACGGUGCUUGGUGAAACGGGCUCAAGCAAAAAUAAUUUUAAGAAACCAGCAUUCAUGGAGGACACAUCAUGUAUUGAUACAUGGGAAUAAUAACAAAUAUAGUUUAUGCACCAAGCUUACCAGGCAUCACUGGAAGAUACUAAGUACAACAUCAGUCAUAAGACAUAAUAGCAGUACAACACAUACCCAAACACAACCAGUAGCAGAUGUUACAGAGAAGCUUUCACAAAUCGACCCUUCCAGUACUGUUGUGGCGCAAUCAGUAACACCAGAAGUAACAGAAAUAGUCCAGAAAGUACAAGAAGUACCCUUCUCAGAACUAGGUCUUGGAAAUUUCACACCUGUUGGUGCGAUACAGAAUUGUUUAGAGUUUUUACAUAUAAAUCUUCAUUUACCGUGGUGGAGUGCAAUUGUUGUAGGUACGGUAAUUGCCAGGUUUCUCAUCUUCCCCGUCGUUAUUAGAGGUCAAAGAAAUGCAGUCAAACUGAAUAAUGUUAUGCCGACAGUACAGAGAUUGACCAAUAAAAUGAAUGAAAUUAGAUCUUCAGGAAGCCAGUUAGAAAUUGCCCGGGCAACUAAUGAGUUGCAGAUGUUUAUGAAAAAGCAUGGGGUGAACCCAAUGAAAAAUAUGUUGGUACCGUUAGUACAGGCUCCUAUCUUUAUUUCUUUCUUCAUUGGUCUGAGGAAAAUGGCGGCAUUGCCUGUGGAGAGUAUGCAAACUGGUGGUUUAUAUUGGUUUACUGAUCUCACCAUAGCCGACCCUUACUACAUUAUGCCUGCUAUUGCUACACUAUCAAUGCUGUGUAUAAUUGAGCUUGGCGGUGAGACUGGUGUGCAGAAUCCACAGAUGCAGAACAUGAAAACAGUGAUGAGGAUUUUACCAUUUGUAAUAUUACCUUUCACAGCAUCUAUGCCAGCGUCCGUCUUCUGCUACUGGUUGACAUCCAAUUUCAUAUCACUUGGUCAGGUUGCACUUUUAAAAAACCCCAACGUUAGAGCAUACUUCAAUAUACCAGAAAGGAUUGUACAUGCGCCAGGAGAAACGACAAAACCUGAAGGCUUUGUCAAAAAUCUAAAGUCAGGGUGGAAGAAUGCACAGAUGCAGCAGGAGAUAGAACAGCGGGAAAAGUUCCUGGAAAGGGGCUUCAAGCAAGCCGGCACGGGAGCAAUACCACAGACAUUUGAUUAUGAUCCCACGCAAGCUAGGCCAGGUUCACAACAGACAUCAACGAAACAGAAAGUCAGAGCUGUCAGAAAGAAAGUUACAUAAAUGAAAAAUCAUGCUGGAACUUGAAGCAUCCUACUUCUGUAUUCAUGUGAGAAAGCAGAUCUUGCAGUGCGAGAAAAUGGUCCCCAAUGUGGGAAAAACCGCAUUUAUAUUUUUCAGAAAAAAUAGAGAUAUAUUAACAAGAACUCAACUUGACAAUGUGUAAUUAAAUCCAGCAACUUCAUUUGUCUUGAAUACUAGAUAUUCUUGCUUGCUAUUACAAAGUAUAGGGGAUCAACGGAGAAGGAACCAUUUCAUGCUGCUAGAUGUUGUUUGAUUAAGCCCAGUUUAUAUAAGAACAUUGACACCCCCUCUUAAAAUGUAGCCUAGACACAACAGGUGUUGGACAGGAGUGGUAUCUUGCAGAUGAUAGAAUUCGAUAGAGUUCCGACAACCAGUUUGAUCAAUGGUUCACUUUGAACUUGUUUUUAUACAGACAAUGUAUAAAUGUGUUGCAUAUUUAUCUUUUUGCAUAUAAAUUUUCCCCCGACAAAAUUGUGAUGCAGUUUUUGCACAUUUUUAUGAAUUUUUAUAAUUUCUUUGUUAAUUUUGAACCAGAUGGACUCAAUUUCUCAUUGGUUACAGAUCUUGAUCAAAAUAUGAAGAAAAUAUGGGAUAAAUUAUAAGGAUGCUUUUUAUGAAAGGUGACUUUAAUAGAGCUCAAAGGGUUGAAUUAAAUUUACCGGUUUCACCUCCCUCUAAGAUAAGUUGUAUCACAGUGGUUGGCAAAAUCCCAACAAGCUGGCCCUCGAGUGUGACAAUGGCAUAUGAAAAUGUAAAUUAUACAAUUACAGUUUUCUAGUAAAACCCUUGAGUGUUAUCUACUGUAAAAAUAGUGUUACUAAGUAGCAAGAUAACUUUGUACACAGUGUCAUAUUAAUAAAUAUAUUAGUGUAUGGUUUGA
Messenger RNA from Saccoglossus kowalevskii, 2214 nucleotides. RefSeq names its product mitochondrial inner membrane protein OXA1L-like. Lineage: Eukaryota; Metazoa; Hemichordata; Enteropneusta; Harrimaniidae. The record is from RefSeq and is a predicted model, not a curated record. Gene Ontology annotation, molecular function: membrane insertase activity. Gene Ontology annotation, biological process: protein insertion into mitochondrial inner membrane from matrix. Gene Ontology annotation, cellular component: mitochondrial inner membrane.